AAAAGUGAAGAUUAAUCCUUUCGAGUACUGCUAAAAAUAAUUUCUUCAAAAUAUAAUAGUUUUUUUCUCUUAUUUUAGUUUGAAGAAUGGAAGUCAUGAUGAGCAACCACAACAAUGGCACCUCCACCACCAAAAUUAUUCACAAAAAUGGCAGCAUUUGCAAUGGCAAUGGUAAUGUUAAUGGCAACUCCCAUUCCCAUGACAAUGAAAAUAAGCUUGUAGAGUUCACUAACUCUAUCAAGCCUGGUUGGUUUUCCGAGUUUAGCACACUUUGGCCAGGUGAAGCAUUUUCACUUAAAAUUGAAAAGUUACUAUUCCAAGGAAAGUCUGAUUAUCAAGAUGUCAUGCUCUUUGAGUCAGUAACAUAUGGGAAGGUGUUAACACUGGAUGGGGCAAUUCAACACACAGAGAAUGGUGGAUUUCCCUACACUGAGAUGAUUGUUCAUCUCCCACUUGGUUCCAUUCCAUUCCCCAAGAAGGUUUUAAUCAUCGGUGGAGGUAUUGGUUUCACACUGUUUGAGGUCUCUCGUUACCCAACUAUCGAAAAAAUAGACAUAGUUGAGAUCGAUGACGUGGUCGUAGAUGUAUCUAGAAAGUUUUUCCCAUACCUAGCAGCAGGGUUUGAUGAUCCCAGAGUAUCCCUUAUUAUUGGCGAUGGAGCUGCAUUUGUGAAAGCUGCUCAACCUGGAUACUAUGAUGCCAUUAUUGUCGACUCUUCUGAUCCUAUUGGUCCAGCAAAAGACUUGUUUGAAAGGCCAUUCUUUGAGGCAGUAGCUAAAGCCCUAAGGCCAGGAGGAGUAGUGUGCACACAAGCAGAAAGCAUUUGGCUUCACAUGCAUCUAAUUAAGCAAAUUAUUGCAAAUUGUCGACAAGUCUUUAAGGGUUCUGUCAAUUAUGCAUGGACUACAGUUCCUACUUACCCUACUGGUGUAAUUGGUUACAUGCUUUGCUCUACGGAGGGACCAGAAGUUAAUUUCAAGAAUCCAGUGAACUCAAUUGACAAACAUAUCAAAUCCAAGGGACCUUUGAAGUUCUACAACUCUGAUAUUCAUAAAUCGGCUUUUAUUUUGCCAUCUUUUGCGAGGGAUUUGAUUGAGUCUUGAUUAAACAAAUAAUGAUGAUUUAAUGCUAUAUUUAUUGUAUCAAGAUUUGUUGUGUAUGGAUAAAUAAUGAAGAAGUUUAUGUCUAUGCAAUUUACUUAAAAUAAAAUGUAUAAUGUAAUAAACUGGGAAGUGAUCAUCAACCAGAAAUGUGACAAUGUACGAGAACUAUUGUUAUUCAUUGAUGUUUAU
Messenger RNA from Solanum dulcamara, 1292 nucleotides. RefSeq names its product putrescine N-methyltransferase 1-like. The coding region runs from base 87 to 1103 and encodes 338 amino acids. Gene Ontology annotation, biological process: spermidine biosynthetic process. The record is from RefSeq and is a predicted model, not a curated record. Gene Ontology annotation, cellular component: cytosol. Gene Ontology annotation, molecular function: spermidine synthase activity. The transcript is spliced from 9 exons. NCBI's taxonomy places the organism in Eukaryota, Viridiplantae, Streptophyta, Magnoliopsida, Solanales, Solanaceae.